Messenger RNA from Chenopodium quinoa (quinoa), 2638 nucleotides. RefSeq names its product cytochrome P450 81D11-like. Gene Ontology annotation, molecular function: oxidoreductase activity, acting on paired donors, with incorporation or reduction of molecular oxygen; heme binding; monooxygenase activity. The record is from RefSeq and is a predicted model, not a curated record. NCBI's taxonomy places the organism in Eukaryota, Viridiplantae, Streptophyta, Magnoliopsida, Caryophyllales, Amaranthaceae. The transcript has 2 exons. Bases 538 to 1998 code for a protein of 486 amino acids.
UUUUGCGCUCAAAAUUCGAAUUUUUUUUUAAACUGUUAAGACUUAACGGUUUUCUUGACAGUAGGGGUAAAAUAAAAGUUUUAGAAGUUUUGGUGGUAAAAAAUAAUUUUUUGAUUUUUUUUUUUUUUUUUGUGUGGUAAAAGUCAAAAUAUGAAAAAAUUAAAUGUUUAUCAAUUUGGGAAAUUUAUGAUAUUCAGUUUUAUGAUUCCUCAAUAAAUGUUUACUACAUUUCAAAAAUAAUCAAUUAAGGAUAUAAUCUCAUCUUACCCUUUUUUAAGCUUAAAUAUCUUCCUUUCAUGUUAUGAAUCUUUAAUUUCCUAAAAAAUAUUGUAUUAUUAUUAUUUCCUUAACUGCCACAAGCUUAUAGGCCACAUGUCUCACAUGCAUUGUCAUCAUCUUUGACCAGUACCUAAGACCACAUAUUUUUUAUGGCCUAAUGUCUUAACCUUUUGCCCUUUUGAUUAUAUAUACUCUCUUUCACUUUCAAAUAAAACGACAUCCUUAUCACAAACACCCAUAUUCAUACAACAAAAAUCCAUGGAAAUGGAGAAAAUGUACCUGUUCCCAUCUCUCUUUGUAAUAAUAGUCUUCCUUUACAAAAUCAUUUGGCCCUCUAAAGCAAACAUGAACCUCCCACCAAGUCCACCAUCAAUUCCUAUAUGGGGCCACCUACACCUACUCAAGCCCCCUUUCCACAAAACACUCCUUACCCUCUCUGAACGUUACGGCCCAAUCUUCUCUCUGCGUUUGGGCUUCCAGCCCCUUUUAGUAAUCUCUUCUCCAUCGGCUGUUGAGGAAUGCCUCAACAAAAACGACAUCGUAUUUGCUGACCGACCUAACUUCAUUGUUGGUAAGAUUUUAGGCUACAACUUUUCGAUCCUCAUAUGGUCCCCGUAUGGGGACCAUUGGAGAAAUCUCCGACGUGUUGGGGCCACAACUAUGUUUUCCUUUCGUAAGGUUAAUGAAGCAAGCCCCAGCCGAAAAAUUGAGAUCCAUAACAUGAUCUUAGAGAUUCUAACCAAGUCCGAGGGUGGGACCAAAAAAGUGAACUUAAAUAAAAUUUUUGAUAUGGUGGCACAUAGCUUUGUGAUGAGGGUAAUAAAUGGGAAGCCAUGGGAUAACAUGGAUUUGACACCCCCUAGUUCCAUGACAAUGUGUGAUUACUUUCCCAUCUUGAAGUGGGUAGGUUUUGGAUGGAUAAGUGAGAGAAAAUUGAAAAAGCUUUGGAAGAAGAGGGAUGAAUAUUUACAAAAUUUGCUUGAUGAAUGUAGAGAAGGUUUAAGAAGAUCAUCUUGUAAUGAGGAAGUUGCGACAAAAACUUUGAUUGAACAAUUGCUAGACAUGCAAGAAGCUAAACCUAAUUGCUACACCGAUGAAUUUAUUAAAAGUUUCAUUUUGAUGCAACUAUUAGCAGGAUCGGAAACUACAACUCAAACCUUGGAUUGGGCAAUGUCAAACCUCAUAGACAACCCCAAAAUCAUCGCAAAAGCAAGGGAAGAAAUUGAUCUACUUGUAGGUAAAGGAAGACUCGUAGAUGAAUCCGAUGUGCCAAAAUUGAACUACAUAAGUUGGAUAAUGUAUGAGACUAUAAGACUUUUCCCACCAGCACCACUUCUAUUCCCACAUUACUCAUCCAAAGACUGCAUUAUUGGAGGGUUCCAUGUAAAAAAAGGCACUAUGCUCUAUGUCAAUGCUUGGGCAAUACAAAGGGACCCUAACCUAUGGGAUGAGCCAAAUGUGUUUAAGCCGGAGAGGUUUGCGUAUGAGACCGAAGGGUACAAAUUUUUCCCCUUUGGGAUUGGCAGGAGGUCUUGCCCCGGCAACGCCUUUGCUAUUAGGAACAUCACUUUGGCUUUGGCUACUCUUAUCCAAUGUUUUGAUUGGGAUGUACCUGUGAAAGGUGGUGGCAAUAUUGGUCCUAAGGAAAAGCCUUUAGAGGCAAUUUUCCACCUUAGGUCUUCAAUGGUGGAUGUCGUUGCCCAACUCAAAGUUAAUUAAAUAUGUUUUAGUUGAAAGCUAUUAAAAUUAAGGGGGUGGUUUUUAAAUUUGAAUGUAGGAUCUAUUUAUGUUUUAUCUUUUAUUAUUAUUUUUAUAUGUUCUUGUGUACCCUUAAUUUAAAUAGCGAACUAAGAGUUUUAUUAUUCUUACCUCUAUUACUCCAAAAAAAAAUUUCUCUAUUAUUAUGCACCAUUAAAUAUUCAUCUCUAUUAUAUAAGACAAGAGAGGAGUUGUGGUGUUUAUCUAAAAAGACUUUAAUACCCCUCUUGACUAUCUAAAAAAACACUAAUGCCCCUCUUGUCUUACACUACAAUAUUGAAAAAUAAGUGGAAAAAAAAUCCUCCAUAAUCUUCUACUUUCACAAAUUUACAAUCAAGUAACUUUCUAAAUCAAAUAUAUACUUCGUUAUUUAUGAUGUUUUAAUCAGUGAUUUGUAAUGAAUCAAUUCCCUUAUCACCCCCGCCCUUGUGGCUCUUUAAACACCAAAAAAAAAAUCCCUUAUCAAUUAACUCAAAAUAUUCCCAAUCACAACAAGAUUUUUAAUUCAUCUAUUUUCUCUGCUACAAAUCAGUAAUUGCCUAAAUGAUUUCUAUAAAAUAAUCUAUUAAUCUAAUUGUACGUUCACUCAUUUGAUGUACUA